Gastrolobium bilobum is the source of this 2666-nucleotide messenger RNA. RefSeq names its product transcription factor BIM1. The transcript is spliced from 12 exons. The record is from RefSeq and is a predicted model, not a curated record. Bases 644 to 2335 code for a protein of 563 amino acids. Gene Ontology annotation, biological process: DNA-templated transcription. NCBI's taxonomy places the organism in Eukaryota, Viridiplantae, Streptophyta, Magnoliopsida, Fabales, Fabaceae. Gene Ontology annotation, molecular function: protein dimerization activity; DNA-binding transcription factor activity.
AUAGAAAGAGCAAAUUUCCGACCCGAGACCUGAUCUUUCGCCACAGUGCUCGUUUUCAGUGCAACAAAGGAAUCGACAGAGAAAGUAAGUUUUGUGUUAAACUCUCUCCGAUUCUUCUGCAGUUCCAUUUUGCUGCGGACUCCACUUUCGGUACUGUUCCAAUUCAUGCUUUGCUUCAAGUGACGCUUCUCACAGUCCUUGUUCAACUCCACGGUUGGUCAUCGAUAUGAUUUUGUCAAAUCUCUGAUUGGAUGCUCUGUAGCCAAACUGUUUUGUCCAAUGACUUUAAUGGAAAUCAAUCACGCAAUUAGUUUCCUUUGAUAUAAACUUGUGAUUGAGAGUGGUUAUGUGAAUAAUUAUUCGUAGACGAAAUUGAAGGAAUGCGUCUCCGAUCUUAGAGAGAUUAAGAAACAAGAGAAAUUAAAUACAGUUUCUAUUCAAUUCGGAUCUGAGAAUUUUCUAUCCGCGAGAUACUGAUCGAAGCUGCAAGUUCUCAAUCCCUGCGUUGGCUUCCGAAUUCGAAGGGAAUUCGGACUUACAACACAGUAACGGAAUUGAAUUCCAUGAGAUUUUAGCUUCGGCAAGACCGAAAUUCAAAAAUUCGUUGAAUCACCGGGAAAGAAAAGGAAAUAUUCUAGUUUUAAUGGAGCUUCCUGAAGCGCGUUCUUUUGGAACCGAAGGAAGAAAACCGACGCAUGACUUUCUGUCACUCUACAGUAAUUCAACUGCCCAACAAGAGCCAAGGCCACCUUCUCAAGGAAGCUACCUCAAGACCCAUGAUUUCUUGCAGCCACUAGAACGGGUAGAAACCGAAGCCAAUGCCAAGGAAGAAGUUACAGAUGAAAUAGCAUCGGUGGUUUCAGUACUACCACCCCCAGCACCACCACCUUCAGUUGAGCACCUCUUACCUGGAGGAAUUGGAACUUACAGUAUUAGCCACAUUUCCUAUUUUAAUGAUAAUCAAAGGGUUCACAAGCCAGAGGCAUCCCUUUUCACUGGGCGUCAAGCAACUAGUACAGAUAGAAAUGAUGACAACUCCAACUGCAGUUCAUAUACUUCAAGUGGUUUCACUUUGUGGGAAGAAUCUGCGGCUAAGAAGGGAAAGACAGGAAAGGAGAAUAAUGCGGGCGAGAAACCCAAUAUUGAGUCUGCGGCAAAGCUAGGACAGUGGACGUUGCCAGAGCGAACGUCACAGUCGUUUUCUAACAAUCGUCAGAGCAGCUUCAAGUCUCGCUCUUCAUCACAGACAACCGGGCAGAAGAACCAGAGUUUUACGGAAAUGAUGAAGUCUGCAAAGGAUUGUGCCCAGGAUGAAGAGCUAGAAAACGAAGAAACAUUUUUUCUUAAGAAAGAAUCCUCGAAUGCCGAAAGAGAACUGCGGGUGAGAGUGGAUGGGAAGAGUACUGAUCAAAAGCCAAACACUCCAAGAUCAAAACAUUCUGCUACAGAACAGCGGAGAAGGAGCAAAAUAAAUGACAGAUUCCAGAUGUUACGAGAGCUUAUUCCACACAGUGACCAAAAGAGGGACAAAGCAUCUUUUUUGUUAGAGGUCAUUGAGUAUAUUCACUUUUUACAAGAGAAGGUGCAUAAGUACGAAGGUUCAUUCCCAGGGUGGAAUAACGUGCCAGAAAAAUUGACGCCAAUGCAGAGAGAUAACGACAGGCCAGCAGAAAGUUUUGAACCUCGUGGCACAAAUAGUGGGUCAGGUCCAUCUCCAACAUUGCUGUUUUCUUCAAAGAUUGACGGGAAUAAUAUCACCAUCUCCCCAUCAACUCCUGGUAGUACCCAGAAUGUAGAAUCUGGCUUGAGCACAACGACUACCUUCAAGACAAUGGAUCCUCACUCUGGAAUAAUGAAUAAGGCUUUUCCAAUUCCUAUUUCUUCACAACCAAAUUUCUUCAGUCCAACUCAAAUCGGAGCUCAAGGCGGAGUAGUGUCUCAGCUCACACAUAGAUUGGCAUCUGAUGCACAGAACACCAUAUAUCAACCUUCAGUGGAGUGUCAGACUAUGACUGCUACCAGUGAAAAGCUGAAAGAGAAAGAGCUCACUAUUGAAGGUGGUGCUAUUAGCAUAUCAAGUGUGUACUCAAAAGGGUUGUUGGAUACACUUACACAAGCACUGCAGAGUUCGGGAGUGGAUUUGUCACAGGCUAGCAUCUCAGUGCAAAUUGAACUUGGUAAGCAAGCUAACAUCAGACCAACUGUGCCAGUGUCAAUUGGAGGUGCUAAGGAUAAUGAAGUUCCUUCUAAAAAUCAAAGAAUGAUGCGUUCUAGAGUCGCUAGCGCUGAGAAGUCUGAUCAAGCAGUCAAGAAGCUAAAGACAUGCAGAAGCUAAUUCGACCGUUAUAUCCAUUCUUUCCUUAUUACGAUUUUUAUUAAUUAUUUGGGGUAACUUUUUUAAAAUUAAUUUUUGGAAGGGGUAUUUAUAUCUUCUGCUGGCUUAUUAUCCAGCAAGGGUGAUAUCUUCUGUACAUGUAGUGUAUUCUUAGUUUGUUGGCGAUCCUUAGGCUCCCCACAACAAAAUAAUAUGCAUUAUUUUAGAAUCUACAUUAUAUAAUUAUAGAGGCUUCCAUACUAAUUGAGAAGCUGUGUUUUAAUCAAGGCUUCGAUUCAUGUAAAGUUUGAAACUUUGGUCCUUUAUUUGCUGCAUAUUUUUUAACAUUGGU